This is a messenger RNA of Oppiella nova, 543 nucleotides long. NCBI's taxonomy places the organism in Eukaryota, Metazoa, Arthropoda, Arachnida, Sarcoptiformes, Oppiidae. The record is from the annotation of a GenBank genome assembly.
AUGAUAAUUAGCAAAGAAUUUCAAGAUAAGAAUAUUGUGGAACUGGGUUCGGGCACCGGUAUGGUUGGCAUUGUUGCGGCCAAAGUGGGCGCUCACGUACUACUGACCGAUUCGCACGAAUACCCCCAAUGUCUUGAACUUUGUCGACAAAACGUUGACAUAAAUGGAGUGAAAGACAAUAUCACCGGAAUCUGGCCGUUAAGUUGGGGUCACUUCGACCAACAAGUGAUUGAAAUGCCAUCAUUUGAUUACAUCCUAAGUUCGGACUGUUUUUAUGACGAAAAGGACUUCGAAGACAUUUUAAGUACCGUUUCAUUCCUCAUCGAUAAACACGACAAUAAAGAAACCAUUUUUUAUACCACAUAUCAGGAAAGGAAUAGCGAUUGGAGUAUAGAAUGCCUUCUGAGGAAAUGGAGCCUCAAAUGUGAUUACAUUUGUUUGGAUGACUUCGAGGGCAACACAAGUUGUGUGACUGGAAGUGAUUUAUCUGCCAGACAUACCAUUCAUUUGCUCAAAAUCACUAAACAGCGAGACAUCGUCUGA